AUCGAUUGUGUCACUUCCGGUUCUACCGCAACGAGAGACGAGCGGAGAACCACUUGGGCUUUGAGACCUGCCAUAAAAAUAAUAUUUCGUGAAAAUGUCGCUUAUCUCCGCUCGUUUGGCCUCUUCCGUGGCCAGGCGUCUACCUAAUGCUGCAUCCCAGGUGUCGAAAGUGGCGGCGCCAGCGGUUGCUGUCGCCUCCCGCAAGCUGCAUGUGUCGGCACCACAACGGGCGGCCGAAAUCUCCCAGAUCCUGGAGGAGAGAAUCCUCGGUGCCGCACCCAAGGCCGACUUGGAAGAGACCGGCAGAGUGUUAAGCAUCGGUGACGGUAUCGCCCGUGUCUAUGGAUUGAAGAACAUCCAGGCUGAGGAGAUGGUGGAAUUCUCCUCCGGCCUCAAGGGUAUGGCUCUCAACUUGGAGCCUGACAACGUGGGUGUGGUAGUGUUCGGUAACGACAAGCUUAUCAAGGAGGGUGACAUUGUCAAGCGUACCGGAGCCAUCGUGGAUGUCCCCGUGGGCGAGCAGCUGCUCGGACGUGUCGUGGACGCUCUGGGUAACGCCAUCGACGGCAAGGGUCCCGUCGACACCAAGAGCCGCAUGCGAGUGGGUAUCAAAGCCCCAGGUAUCAUCCCCCGCGUGUCUGUGCGAGAGCCUAUGCAGACUGGUAUCAAGGCCGUAGAUUCCCUGGUACCAAUCGGUCGUGGUCAGCGUGAGUUGAUCAUCGGCGAUCGUCAGACCGGCAAAACCGCCCUGGCCAUCGACACCAUCAUCAACCAGCAGCGGUUCAACAAGGGAGAUGAUGAGAAGAAGAAGCUGUACUGCAUCUACGUUGCCAUCGGACAGAAGAGGUCCACCGUGGCCCAGAUCGUGAAGAGGUUGACUGAUGCUGGUGCCAUCAACUACACUAUCAUCGUGUCCGCCACUGCCUCCGACGCGGCGCCCCUGCAGUACCUGGCGCCGUACUCCGGCUGCGCCAUGGGAGAGUUCUUCAGAGACAACGGCAAGCACGCCCUCAUCAUCUACGAUGACUUGUCCAAACAGGCCGUGGCCUACCGCCAGAUGUCUCUGCUGCUGCGUCGUCCCCCCGGUCGUGAGGCCUACCCUGGUGAUGUGUUCUACCUCCACUCCCGUCUGCUCGAGCGUGCCGCCAAGAUGUCCGACAAGAUGGGCGGUGGUUCCCUGACUGCUCUGCCAGUCAUUGAGACCCAGGCCGGAGAUGUGUCUGCUUACAUUCCCACCAACGUGAUCUCCAUCACAGAUGGUCAGAUCUUCUUGGAGACCGAGUUGUUCUACAAGGGCAUCCGGCCAGCCAUCAACGUGGGUCUGUCUGUGUCCCGUGUAGGGUCAGCUGCCCAGACCAAGGCCAUGAAACAGGUGGCCGGUUCCAUGAAGCUGGAGUUGGCUCAGUACCGUGAGGUGGCCGCUUUCGCCCAGUUCGGUUCCGACCUGGACGCCGCCACGCAGCAGCUGCUCAACCGUGGCAUGCGACUUACUGAGCUGUUGAAGCAGGGCCAGUACGUGCCCAUGGCUAUUGAGGAGCAGGUCGCCAUCAUCUACUGUGGUGUCCGUGGUCACCUUGACAAACUGGACCCCAGCAAGAUCACCGCUUUCGAGAAGGCCUUCACCGAGCACAUCAAGACCAGCCACCAGGGCCUGCUGUCCACCAUCGCCAAGGACGGACAGAUCACCCCAGAAUCAGAUGCCACUCUCAAGAAGCUCGUUACCGACUUCAUCUCUACCUUCACCGCACAGUGAAGAGCCUAGCCUUUAAAUCGAAAAUACCCUUCGACACGACACUGCGCUGAAAGCUUAGGAUAAAUCGUCUAAAUUAACUGGCAACACAGCGUCGCGCCGAACAAUCUACAAUGUUAAGUUAUCGACUAACGGAAACAUGCGCCCGUAGAUCGGACGGUGUUUCCGCUAGGCGUGUAGUAGUUAUCAUUCGUAUGGACUGUAUUGAAUGUUGAUACAAUCAUGGAAUGUAUUUAUCUCGGAAAUGUCAGGAGUGGUUAUAUAUUAAUAAAACAUCUUUAAAUAGUC
Molecule: messenger RNA, 2038 nt
Organism: Amyelois transitella
Lineage: Eukaryota; Metazoa; Arthropoda; Insecta; Lepidoptera; Pyralidae
Gene: blw
Product: ATP synthase subunit alpha, mitochondrial
Exons: 11
Coding region: 95-1753 (552 amino acids)
Biological process (GO): proton motive force-driven ATP synthesis; proton transmembrane transport
Molecular function (GO): ATP binding; ADP binding; proton-transporting ATP synthase activity, rotational mechanism
Source: RefSeq, a predicted model, not a curated record